UUUCUUCUUGCCCGCCUGCACACGGACUCGCUUCAAGACGCAGGAUCCGUGAAAGAAGUCAAAUCGACAUUAGACAAACUCUUGAAAAACCAGGGUACACUCAACAAGGCAUAUGACGAGGCUAUUCAACGUAUAGACAGCCAAAUGGAUAGACAAAAGAAACGGGCCAAGAGAGUACUGUCGUGGAUCACGUACGCAAGGAGACAGCUAACCACAACGGAGUUGUGCUGUGCCCUUGCGGUGGAACGCGAUGAAGCAAAGCUCGAUCCAGACAAUGUGCCAGACGUUGAGGACUUGCUAUCCGUGUGCGCCGGCCUAGUGAUUGUUGAUCCGAAAAGCUCUGUCAUUCACUUAGUGCACCAAACUACGCAAGAGUACUUCGAAGGCGUUGGGAAUGCUUGGUUCACAGACGCUCGACAGGACGUUGCCUCAACAUGCCUCACCUACCUGUCGUUCGAUGUGUUCAAGACUGGUAGCUGUUCCUCUGAUGAGGAGUUCAAGAAAAGACUCCAAGACAGUAGAUUCCUAGAUUAUGCUGCAAAGCACUGGGCACAUCAUGCUGCGACGGUAGAAAGCGACGUGCUUACGCUAGCCUGUUCGUUUCUUUCCGACAGUCAAUUAGUUUCGAGCGCUACGCAGGUGUACUUAGUUCAUGCCGACAUGUACGCAAUGUAUAGCCAGUUCUAUCCUAAGGAUAGGACAGGAUUCCAUCUUACAGCACAAUUUGGUUUGUCUGUUACCCUUGAGGCUAUGCUUCAAUCUGAAGGACACAAGGGAGCGACAUUACUCAGAGAGAGAGAUAGCUAUGGCGACUCUCCAUUAUCUCUUGCCGCAGAAAAUGGACAUGUUGCGAUGGUGAAACUACUGCUUAGGUAUCACGUUCACAUCGACACGCAGGGCGGCGGACUGGGCAAAGAACUUUGGGCGGCUUCGUGGACAGGCCACGAGACGAUUGUGAAUUUACUGCUUGAAGCGGGCGCUAAU
Messenger RNA from Aaosphaeria arxii CBS 175.79, 984 nucleotides. RefSeq lists its product as uncharacterized. The annotation marks the transcript as partial. Gene Ontology annotation, molecular function: protein binding. The record is from RefSeq and is a predicted model, not a curated record. The transcript has a single exon. NCBI's taxonomy places the organism in Eukaryota, Fungi, Ascomycota, Dothideomycetes, Pleosporales.